GCAGCAGCGCCGGCUCCCUCCCGGUCCCCGCCUCGGCCCCGGGCUCCUAAGCGGCUCGGGGGCGCCCUUUCAGUUCAGCAUCGUCGUCUGCCCCCCUCCCCAGCUCCUGGGGACCCAGGCUCGCCAGCGCUCAGCCAGGGAGCCGGCCGGGAAGCGCGAUGGGGGCCCCAUCCUCCCUGCCUCUGCUCUUGCUCUUCGCCUGCUGCUGGGCGCCCGGCGGGGCCAACCUCUCCCAGGACGGCUACUGGCAGGAGCAGGAUUUGGAGCUGGGAACUCUGGCUCCACUGGACGAGGCCCUCAGCUCCACAGUCUGGAGCAGUCCUGACAUGCUGGCCAGUCAAGACAGUCAGCCCUGGACAUCUGAUGAAACAGUGGUGGCUGGUGGCACAGUGGUGCUCAAGUGCCAAGUGAAAGACCAUGAGGACUCAUCCCUGCAGUGGUCUAACCCUGCCCAGCAGACUCUCUACUUUGGGGAGAAGAGAGCCCUUCGAGAUAAUCGGAUCCAGCUGGUUCAUUCUACUCCCCACGAGCUCAGCAUCAGCAUCAGCAACGUGGCUCUGGCGGACGAGGGCGAGUAUACCUGCUCAAUCUUCACCAUGCCUGUGCGAACUGCCAAGUCUCUCGUCACUGUGCUCGGAAUUCCACAGAAGCCCAUAAUCUCUGGAUACAAGUCAUCAUUACGGGAAAAAGAGUCAACCACCCUAAACUGUCAGUCUUCUGGGAGCAAACCUGCAGCCAAGCUCAGCUGGAGGAAGGGUGACCAAGAACUCCACGGAGAACCAACCCGAGUACAGGAGGACCCCAAUGGCAAAACCUUCACUGUGAGCAGCUCAGUGACGUUCCAGGUUACUCGAGAGGAUGAUGGGGCCAGCAUAGUAUGCUCUGUGAACCAUGAAUCUCUACAGGGAGCCGACAGAUCCACCUCUCAGCGCAUUGAAGUUUUAUACACACCUACAGCAAUGAUCAGGCCAGAACCUCCACAUCCCCGCGAGGGCGAGAAGUUGUCACUACAUUGUGAGGGUCGCGGCAAUCCCGUUCCCCAGCAGUACCUGUGGGAGAAGGAGGGCAGCGUACCACCCCUCAAGAUAACCCAGGAGAGUGCCCUGAUCUUCCCCUUCCUCAACAAAAGUGACAGCGGCACCUAUGGCUGCACAGCCACGAGCAACAUGGGCAGCUACAAGGCCUACUACACUCUCAAUGUUAACGACCCCAGUCCGGUGCCCUCAUCCUCCAACAUGUUCGCCAUCAUCGGUGGGAUUGUGGCUUUCAUUGUCUUCCUGCUGCUCAUCCUGCUCAUCCUCCUUGGCCACUACUUGAUCCGGCACAAAGGAACCUACCUGACACACGAGGCGAAAGGCUCCGACGACGCCCCCGACGCGGACACGGCCAUCAUCAACGCGGAAGGCGGGCAGUCGGGCGGGGAUGACAAGAAGGAAUAUUUCAUCUAGGGGCGCCCGCCCACCUCCUGCGCCCCCCAGGGGCCCCGUGGGGACUGCUGGGGCCGUCACCAACCCGGACUUGUACAGAGCAACCCCAGGGCCGCCCCUCCCGCUUGCUCCCCAGCCCGCCCACCCCCCUGUACAGAAUGUCUGCUUUG
Choloepus didactylus (southern two-toed sloth) is the source of this 1597-nucleotide messenger RNA. RefSeq names its product cell adhesion molecule 3 (gene CADM3). The record is from RefSeq and is a predicted model, not a curated record. Lineage: Eukaryota; Metazoa; Chordata; Mammalia; Pilosa; Megalonychidae. The transcript is spliced from 10 exons. Bases 159 to 1448 code for a protein of 429 amino acids. Gene Ontology annotation, biological process: homophilic cell-cell adhesion. Gene Ontology annotation, cellular component: presynaptic membrane.